Messenger RNA from Cuscuta campestris, 1468 nucleotides. NCBI's taxonomy places the organism in Eukaryota, Viridiplantae, Streptophyta, Magnoliopsida, Solanales, Convolvulaceae. The record is from the annotation of a GenBank genome assembly.
UCUAUCUGUGCUCACAAUCUUGUGUGAUUUUAUAUUAGAACCAGAGAACACAGCAAAGCUGGAAAUUCUGAAAGAACCAUAUUUUAAGCACAGAUCAGAAGGCUAGUGACAGAAAGAAAGAUGGCCCUUUCAACUAUUUAUUGCUCCAUGUGAUAAGCUUCAAGAAAGAAAGAAAAAAAGAUAAAGAUCAACUUUUUUACUAGCAAAUAAAAAAUUACCCGUCCAAGAAAACACAAGGGCUGCUUCAUAAACUCACUCGUCAUAAAGAGCAAACAAAAUAUAUGGCUAAAUCAAUUCUCACCUUUAGAUCAAAAAGCAAUUAUGUGUAUGAACUCACCUAUGCAAGGAAAGGAAGACGGUCAAAAAUAGAAUGAAUCAGGAGAUAGAUGUGAAAUCAAGAGAGGGGGGCCAGUCAAAAAUUUAAAAUUAAGAAAAAAAAGAAUAGAAAAAGAAAAGGAGUAGUAAACUUCGGAGAUAUGUUUGAAAUAAAGAAAAGGAGACCCAUGAUUCGAAAGAGAUUAAAGCAAAAUCACUAGCAGAAAAGGGCAGAAAAGGACGGGCAAAAGGAAGUGGGGAUUUGUCAAAACGUCAACCUUAUCAUUUCAAAUUCCUCAAAAGCAUAACAAGAACAGAAUGAAAGUUAUUCACUCUGAGAUUGGGAAAAUUGAACAGGCUCUUUCAUCAAUAAAUCCAACAGUAAAACAAAGAUCCACAUCUGAACUGAAAGAUGAUUCAUUGAUUAUUGACACGCAGAACAAACCCAUAAAUACCUGGACUUGAAAAUGGAGGAUUCACUUUCUUCUAGUUUGGUUUGAGAACAGAGGGAUUACAGAUUAGAUGGUGUAUUCGGGUGAAAUUUCUUGAAAGGGCAGGAAAAACAAGGAUGGAAAAGCCAACAGAAGAAGAAGAUGGUUUUUUUUGGGGGGGCAGAAGCCUCGCGACACAGAGGUUGGUGCAGAGUGACGUGACUGUAGACGGCGGCGUCGCGGCGGUUCUGGUUAUAAAUUUUCCCUACCGAGGAAUGUUCCUCGUCUUCUUAAAGAACAACAGCUGGUCUGCCACCGGUCGGCAUCCGCCAGCAGAGUGGCAGUUCGAUUUCGACAACGUCUUUAUUUGUGGGAGCCUAGAGAAAAACCCGAAACCGAAAGAAGGUAGAAAAAAUGAUAACCUACCUAAUAAGAGGAAGAAAAUGGAUGCGUCUGAGAUCUUUGCAUCACAACGGCAGCAUGCCUGGCCCGUGCAAGACGAAGAUGGUGUUUACGACCUCACCUUGGGAGGUCUGGAGCUUGGCAUUUCACUACAAUGACUUUUAGUUGUCCUUUUUUGGCAUCAGAUCUAGAACUUUGCUCUCAUUUUUGGAUUGAGCAUGGGAACUGUAUUUCACAUAGCUUUUUGCUUUUUGUAUAAAGUAUGUAACAAAUAUGAUAACUUUCUCUGAGUUCCAUGCACAUAAACUGAUGUAAACCUG